AUGGCCACAAGGCACACGUUCGUCUGGUUCGAUCCUGAUACCUCGACUGAAUCCCUCUUAUUCGCAUCAGAUGCGAAAGAUCAAAAAUCACGGCACGCACUUGAAAACAUCAUCGAGAAACACUGUGUCGACCACCUGCUUACUGCCGAAGUAUCUUGCGACAAUACCGAGCAAAUAUUGCGUGAUAUCCUUGAAGUCUGGGAGAAUACCGGAGAAAGUGUGGAUGAUGUCGACCGGCGCAUGCUAGCUAUAAUGGUUUCAAGAGAUAUCGACAAUCCUUCUGGACACAAGUGCGAAUGUAUCUAUGAGCUCGCAGUAGAUCUCAGCUUGGGUCGAUCUUCUUCUUUUGUCCGAGACAUAGUGCGUAUCGUUCGUGUGCAGGAGACGGACUCACGGCAAGCCAUCAUUGCUUUGACGAACACCCUGGCAGCACGGGAAGGUUGCAAAACAUGUUGGAGAGGGGUCUUACUAAGAUGGCUGAACCAAAGUGAGAAGCAAGAAGCGCGAUGGGGCACUGCCAUCAUCGACCACUUGAUCCAAACCAUGGAUCCUGCGACAUGGCUCUCCUUCAUGCAAUCAUUCGAGAAGAUCUUCGCCGACAUCAUUGCCAAUCACACCAACAAACACGAGUUACCGUCUCUACUGCGGCCCCAGGUUUUGACUUGGGUAUCAGAAGUAGCAAAGUUCGGGCCCACCUUAACGAAGCUCGAAGAAGUGUCCGACAGUCCAUUCGCAGUCAUUGAGUAUUUAUCUGAACUACUGAACGCGCCAUAUGAGGCUAUAGAAGCUUGCAACGAGAUUUGGGAUGCGAGAUGUGGAUUUCUGGACAUACCUGGUCUUCCUACUCACGAGCAAGCUGGUCUUUCUCGGAUCGUCUCGAGAGAUGUUGUCUACUACGACGGCGCGUCCAAACAGCACAAGAUCAUGACGCAACCAGACUCAUUGACGCCAAAGAAGAAGAAACCCCUUCAAACAAUUGCCAAGCGAAGAUACGACAUCCCACUAGCUGUGGCUGAGGUCAUGGUUGCUGGUUGGAUACAAGAUGACGACGUAGCAGCAGAGACGAAAACGAUCAUCGAACGCCUCGCUCAGCUACUCAAGUUGAAAGUAUACAAGCAGACCAUCCCUCAAGCCACGCUCUCUAAAGCAACAGAAUUCUGGGAUAGCAUCGAAGCAGAGAUCAUGCAAGAAGCCGAACGCCUCGAAGGGCUAAAGCGAACACUGAAAGCGAAAGACCCCUUGCAGACAGCCUUGCUGAUCGAGGAGUACAAUAUACCCGAUAGCAAUCUGCUGGAAGAUGAAAUACAAGAACUACCUUCCGGCAUCAUCGAUCUAGUUGAACUAAUCGAUGAUGACGAGAUUGAGAUGAGCUUCACACUCGCUUCCUACACUGAGCUACAACGAAGCGCAAUGGGCGUACCGAGCACAGCGAACAACCUUCUCUUACGGCUAACCAUCGAUCGGUAUGGGAGCAAGCCACCCGCGUUCUGUGUGCACUACGACAGUGACAAGGGUAUAGAGACUGAUCAACAUUUCCCGUGGAUCUGUGUUGCAACUUCCAAUGCACCACACGGUAAUGUGUGUUUCUCGAAGCAAACUGUCUUCGUAUGGCAGAUGAACAGGCAUAUCCAUCGGUACCUUCGCGCGGGGAACGUAUCGUUAAGAGGGCUGUACGGCCUCGUCCAGACUAUGAUCGGAGAAAUGGGGCAAAGAUGCAUCUCCUGCGGCUGCCGCCACAAAGGGAAGAACACGCAACUGCGGAGAUCUACACCAUGUUGGACUGUCGCAUGUCAACUGCUAUGGUACGCCCUCCCCAUCGACGUCCGCAUCCCCGAAAUCCGCACCGAUAUCUUCGCCGUCGACAUGCUCCUCAGCUCCGUCUACAGCGCCGCCAUGGCCAACAAAACCGAGCUCCUCCCCAAUUGUCCCAUCCACCCUAUCAGCACCGUCAAAACCAUACUCGAUAGUCUCCCCAAACUGUCCGUCAUCCGCGACGCAGUCCAUAUCUCCACCGUCCUAUCCAGAUACCACGCCGACGCUGAGAAGCUCAUCUCAUGGGCAUGCCUUCUACGCAGACUACAGUACUAUUUCACGGUACAUCACUCGACCGCCUCCCAGCAAUCCUCGCUAAAGGUCUAA
Molecule: messenger RNA, 2139 nt
Organism: Alternaria ethzedia
Lineage: Eukaryota; Fungi; Ascomycota; Dothideomycetes; Pleosporales; Pleosporaceae
Exons: 5
Coding region: 1-2139 (712 amino acids)
Source: RefSeq, a predicted model, not a curated record